AACUGGCCAACCUUUUCGUUAGACGAUCGCACAAAAACACAUGGAUUUUAAUGCCGAGUAGUCAGUUGUAUUUUCCAUAUGAUAAAACAUGGGGAAUGAUUCUGGGAGCAAGACCAAAUUAACAGCGCGUCUCUCGCAAAGGAUGAUGGGAAAACGUCAUCCCGCGCGAAUUCUGAAAUGAAAAGCUGCAACUCGCAGUUGAGACGGUCUUCGAUUUUUUCCGAUUUUCUCAAAAUCAAAGCAUAAUCAAGACGCCGAUCUAAUGCCAAGUGAAAUUAUGGUUAUUCGUCGAUGUACACAUGGACCAAGGGACUAAAUUAGAGCCCUUUUCUGCCAAAAAUCUGAGAUUUUUGUUUGCAUGUUUGGAGUUCAAUAAACAACACUGACUGCUUACUGUACAUGUUCAUUGCUGCCGAGUUUUCACUCCAAACUGAGAGUGACACACCACUACACUUCUUUAUCUCGGCGAAAAUGGCUGAGGAUCGUUCCAUUUUGAAGGCAGAAAAGCCCAUAAGAUAUUGUUUAUCCUCUUCCAUGCUUUGUGCCGACCAAGCCAGCAGAAAUGAUGACAAUGUUGGGUCCAGCAGCAGUAUUCCAAUGCAUUGUCCAAGGAGGAAUAGGGAAAUUGGAGAUUGUUCAACAUCAACUUCAAGACAUUUUCCUGAGUUUACGACCACAAGAGAUGACGAAUCAGUACUCCUUUCUAAGCGUUCUGGCUUGGUGAAAGAGACUUGUACAAAAAUCACCAAAAGCAUUCAAGACGAUGGGUACUUUUCUCCAAAUUUGGAGAUUUCUUCGCCAGCAAAUUCAAGAUCACAAAAAUCAAAGGGUGAAGAUGAAGACACUACUCAUCAGAACAAGAGUGUGACCGAAGAUUUCAAAACUCCUCAUGUUCCUGCAACAAGAAAAAAUGACAGUAGUAUGGGCCUCUUCGGUCAAACAUCCAGCCAGAAAAGUCUCAAAGUUAGAACAGCAUCGGAAGAACUGUCCAUACCUGCUGCCAAGAAGUUCACCCGAAUCGUUCCUCGAGAUGAAGUUGACGGAACGCCAGUAUUAAGCGGUGCCAAGAGUCUUGGUCUGAUGUACAGCAGGGCAAUGGCUGAGGAGGAUUCUGGGUACAGCUCACCAGGAAUGUUCGCUGAACGACCGUGUAAAGUGGGGAGGGGGACGAUGGAUAUUGUAACCGAGUUGGGGCAUCACGAACCGGCAUUGUUGGAUAAAAUCUUGGCGGAGUUCAGUGAUGAAGAUAUUGUGAGAUUCAGCGGUGUGUGUCUAGAAUGGCGGCGUAUUGCAGGACGCAGAAAAGAAAUCACUUCGAGGAAGAGACACUUCCUUCAGCAGAAAUCAAAACCAAGAAGACGUGUCAAGGAGAAUUACCCUCUGCAGACUUCGCAGCGAGCCACAGUGAGUUCAUCCACCCCGCUUGGCGAGGUUCAGAGACUAGGUGAACCUCAAGCCUCAAGCACGCCUGCUUCUAGACCAAGCAACCACGACAGGUUCAGAGAGGCCUCAGAAUCUCUUCUAGCCGAUGAAUCGCUCACCAAAUGUGCUAAAGCUGACUGCCAGUCACCAGCGAACUUACUGAUGAAUGGCCAGCGAGGGCAGUGUACGCGCUGCGGCUACGACUUUUGUACCAACUGCUGCUGUGAGUUCCACGUUAACUCCGUCUGUCCGGUGCUUCGGGAGAAAAACACAGCGAAGAAAGGGAACGGCGUCGGGAGCGGCAAGAGUAAGCGGAGUCUGCGGAGAAUCGCGAGGUUGGAGAGCCACCCAUGAUGGGAUUGAAGACUGCCCUCUAUUGUGGACAAUGAGAGAGGUUACAGGUAUGCGUGUCAUUGGGUGACAGCUGACAAUUUGUCAUUUCAAAGUGACACUAACUAAAAUGCCUGAUUAAGAUCUUCACUAGCAGACAUACCAAUCAUCGUCUUCUAUGAUGCCGAUAUCUACUUAUUAAAGCAAACUAGCCAAAAAUACAAAAUUUGUUGCAACUGUUUUGACGGGUAUUAAGUGAAUAAAAUGUUUGACUUGGCAAUACAUCCGAGUUCACAUUGUUGAAUAAGUUUUAAUAUUCGUAAAUUCAUUUAUUCUGUACUAAAAUUUGAGAAUCAUUUUGAGUAUUUCUUAAUGCUCCAUUUUGAAAUUCUUGAAAAUAUUUUUGUAAAUGAGUCGACUGUGCGAUUUGCUAAAUUUGGUGCUGAACUGAAAUACAUAAUCCAUUUUUGAUCAGUUUUAAUGACAAGAUGUAAAUAAGUGAUUUUGUAACUUUUUAAUAAAAAAAAACAGGGUGUAACUUUAAAUGUUAUUCAGAGAGUUUGAAACAACCAAACUUGCGGGUACAACUGUAUUUUGAUCCAAACAAGACAUUGUUCAUUAUCUUUUUUUCAUGGAUUCCCGACAACUAAGAGUCACAAAAUUUCCUUCAACAUUCCACAACUAACUGCCAUAACUUAACAUGUACUUUGACCAAA
Messenger RNA from Patiria miniata (bat star), 2468 nucleotides. RefSeq names its product F-box only protein 43-like. The coding region runs from base 400 to 1776 and encodes 458 amino acids. NCBI's taxonomy places the organism in Eukaryota, Metazoa, Echinodermata, Asteroidea, Valvatida, Asterinidae. The transcript has 4 exons. Gene Ontology annotation, molecular function: zinc ion binding. Gene Ontology annotation, biological process: negative regulation of meiotic nuclear division; regulation of mitotic nuclear division. The record is from RefSeq and is a predicted model, not a curated record. Gene Ontology annotation, cellular component: nucleus.